Messenger RNA from Caenorhabditis auriculariae, 14316 nucleotides. The record is from the annotation of a GenBank genome assembly. NCBI's taxonomy places the organism in Eukaryota, Metazoa, Nematoda, Chromadorea, Rhabditida, Rhabditidae.
AUGAUCGCGUUGCUUUUCAUCGCAAACUCCAUUUUCGUCAUGUUUAUGCCCGCAGAGGUUGGUUUUCCAUGUCUACACAAAAUGAACGAUUUUAAAAGCUCUACGAUUCCCUUUAUGGGUCAUUUGAGCGAAACAGCCCCUAUAAAGGCCGAAAAGGGGUCCCUAUAGGGAUAAUAAGCUCUUCCAUUCGGAGGGACCCUUUGAGCGCCCGGUAUGGAUCAAAAGGUUUCCAUUAAAUGUUCUUAGACGGGUGGCAAAAGUUUCCUUUUUACGGUUUUUUUGCGUCCUUUCAUCGGCCUUUAUCCACCCUUUUUGGACCUUUUUGAGAAAAAUUUUCAAAUUGAGAAUAAUCUUUACCAUUGACUGUGUAUGCACUAAAAUGUGCUACAGUAAAAAAAAUCGGAAAUAAUCAAUAGCAGAGCCUUUCAUCACCCUUUAUGGAUCCUUUUUGGACCCUUUUUGGACCUUUUUUGGACCGUUUCUUAGCCGACCAAGAAAAAAAGGCUUAAUAAAGGUCGCGAAACGGAACCCUUUUAGCGGCUAUUUUGCACCCGUUUUCCGCACUUCCGACUUUGGCAGUGUUAAGCCUUUGAACCGCUUCAUUUUCUUUUUGCUUGAAAAUCGAUAACACGAUCCGUGGAAUGGCUCCAGUGACAUAUCCUGGUUACAAAGCCGUGGUUUCCCACUACCAAGAUUUCCUAAAAAACGCGACGGGGAUCGAACCUGUGACCCUGCGGACCAUAGACAGGUCCACAACCUGUUGCGCUACAAUGCGCCGUUUGGUUUUCAUAAUAUCAGACACGAUUAACGAGAGUUUAAAGUGAAGAGAAAUACUGAGUUUCGAUAAAAAAUCAAACUGAAUUUUAAAAAGAAGCUUUUCAAGCAUUUUUCAACCAUAUCCAAGCGACAGAAGCUAAAAAAUCGUCAUUUUUUUCUUUUCCCUUUCUAAAAAUCAUUCCAGACAGCAUCCACAGCCGUUCUGAAGGCGUCGACGGGCAACGCGACAUCGCGCAUCAUCCCCAAAGAAGACGAUGUCGCGGCCCUCAUCGCGAAUCACACGAAAGCGUUGAACGAAUUCGCUGAUUAUGAUACGACGCGACCCGAUUUUGAAGUUGGUCAGUUGCCGGAUUUUAAAUAUAAUCAAGACUUUUUUACCUUAUUUAAUUAUAAAUAAAAAAUAAGGAAUUUUAUUCAAAUUGAAACUUUAUUUACUCCAAAACACAAUAUAUUUUUUUUAUCAUCAUUUUUUUUUGGUUUUGAAGGAAUAUCGGUAAAGUUGAACAUCAUAUAAUAAAAAAAUGUUUCCUCUAGAUAUUUUUAACAUUCUUUAUGAGCACCUUUCUCGUAUUUUACGCUUUUUUUCUUUGCUCGAAUCAAGUAAUUUUAUUCAUUUUUUUCUAGAUUCCUUGUUUAAAUUUCUUACAUGGAUGGUUUCAUUUUUGUGUAGGGUUUGGAAUUUUUCUAUAAAUUUUUCUGAAAGACUGGGAAUCGAUCCCCCAUAGUCGCUAUCUGGGCAAAGUUUUUUUUUUGAGAUAUGAUUUUUCAAAGUUGUUGUCCUUAAUCAUGUAACGGCGUUUGGAAAGAAUCUGGCCGCGGAACAAGCCAUUAGACGUCACCUAGGAGCGUGGUGCAGUGGCUAGCGAGGUAGCCUGCGAAGCGUAUGUUGUGGGUUCGGAACCUUUUGCCGCCGUCGUUUUUUUGCUAUUAAUUUUUCAACAUAUAGUGAUUCAAAUAUCGAAAUUUAAUGAUUAAAACCGUUCCAAAAACCAAGAAAAAGUGUUAAAAAUGAACUUCAUGAAUCCAAUUCCAAAAAAAACUUUGUAGGUGUCGCAGAAAUAUUCUUUUUCUCGUUUUAACCAUCAUUUCACGCUUCGAAUGACGUCAUUUUUCCUCUUUUUCAUAUUUUUCGAAGCUUGUUAAAAUUUCCUGUAUUCGAGUGGACAGUCCAACUUUUUCUUGUUCCUUUCUCAAUGGUGAAUUUGGAUUUUGGGAUUGUUUGCAUUUUGCGCGGAGACUCGUAUGGCAUUUUGCCACAUUUUCCUCCCCCUUGUUGACUUUGGCCGUUUUGCAACAAGAACAACUAGACUUUUUUUUUUCGGUUUUUGGUCUCGAAAUUGAAUUUUGGAAAAGCUUGAAAUUGAAGCACUGUUUUUUAAAAGGCUAAAGUGGCCCCUAGAGGGGUUAGGGGAAGAACAGUCCCUAUAGGAGACAGAAAGUGGUCCCUACAGGGGUUUAGGGUCUGACUUCUGAGCAUCUAAAAGUUCAAGUGGUACCUAUAGGGGUUCAGGAUCCAACUUCUGGGCAUCUAAAGCUCAAGUGGUCCCUAUAGGGGUUCAGUGUCUGACUUCUGGGCAUCUAAAGUGGCCCCUAUAGGGGUUCAAGAUCUGACUUCUGAGCAUUUAAAGUUUAAGGGGUCCCUAUAGUGGUUUAGGAUCCGACUUCUGGGCAUUUAAAGUUUAAGGGGUCCCUAUAGUGGUUUAGGAUCCGACUUCUGGGCAUCUAAAGCUCAAGUGGUUCCUGUAGGAGACGAAAAGUGGUCCCUAUAGGGAUCUAGGGUCUGACUUCUGAGCAUCUAAAGCUCAAGUGGUUCCUGUAGGAAACGAAAAGUGGUCCCUAUAGGGAUCUAGGGUCUGACUUCUGAGCAUCUAAAGCUCAAGUGGUCCCUGUAGGAGACGAAAAGUGGUCCCUAUAGGGAUCUAGGGUCUGACUUCUGAGCAUCUAAAGCUCAAGUGGUCCCUGUAGGAGACGAAAAGUGGUCCCUAUAGUGGUUUAGGAUCCGACUUCUGGGCAUCUAAAGCUCAAGUGGUCCCUGUAGGAGACGAAAAGUGGUCCCUAUAGGGAUCUAGGGUCUGACUUCUGAGCAUCUAAAGCUCAAGUGGACCAUAUAGGGGUCUUCGGAUUUUGUUUUUUCUGUCUUGUAGGUUGAAAAGUGUUCACUAAAACUCGAUAAGAUAUUUUUCAACCCUCUAGGGGCCACUCUCGCAAGCUUUAGGGAUCCCUAGAGGGGUCUUUUCAAGUGCCCUAAAGUGGCCCCUCUAGGGGUUUGAGAAGCUCAAAAAGAUGUUUACAGCUUCCAAUUGAAAACAUUUUUUGAAAUAUUUCGUGACCUUCUUUUUCCUCAAAUUUUUUUUCCCAACUUCUAUCUUCUCAGUAUCAACUUUUCGAAACCCCCCAAAAAAGUACGUUCAAAUAGGCUCGAGUUUCCGAUUUCAAUAGGCCAAACUAAAGCCGCCGGCUUUUCUCGCGAAUAAACGUGAGAAAACACGAUAUUUCCUCGUAAUGGAUACUCUCAAGGGCUCUUGGAAACGUGAUUGAAUAAAAAGAGAAUAAAAAAAUGAAAAGCCUCUCCCUGAAAAAUUGAAAAAUUUAACGGAAUCCAAAAGGGCUCUUUUCGAAAAAGUCACUUAUUGAAAAUAAUGGUAAAAACGAUACAAAUCCGAUAAAUUGUUCGCACUGCGAAUGGCUCGAAGUUGCGACCGACUAGAAAACGACUUGCGCUUCAUGAAUUUCUGGAUCAAACUGCAGCGCGUUGAGCCAUUCCAAAUGCGACCGGAAACUUUCCGGUUUAAAAUUUAUAAUUGGUUUGAAAAUUUCUGGGCGCCAGAGUGUUAUAGAGCCAUAAAAACUGCAAAACGGAAUUUCGUCCCGAGACCUUUUUUUUAGGAUUCUCUAUGCUCCUUUAAACUUACAGGGACCAUUUUUAAGUGUGUUGCUUUAUUUUCAACUUGAAGGUUCCAUCUUUUAAGUUGAAUGGGAAGCUUCAAUUCUGUAAGAACUGUGAGAAAAUGAUCAAUAUUUAAAGAUAAUCAGAUUAAAAAUAAUUAUUCAAGGUGAAGGACCCUGCGAACGACGCGGAUGUCGUUGUGCCAACGACGAUUUCGAUGGGAAACCUUGUUCCAGUUGCACCUGUCCAGGUAAAUCCUUGACUACUUUUGGAUGAACUUUGGUAUGGGAGGAUGUAAUGAACGGAAAAUGAUCUCAAAACCAACAAGAGAAAAAGGACAAUUUUUACCUUUUCUUUACCGCUUCAAACGCUUGUAUAUGCCCUUUUUUGUCAUAAUUUGCGUUUUUUCCAAACUUCGAAGCUUCAUUAAUUGAAAAAGGGUCUGUUGCAAGAAAUGGGGGCAAAAAGUUCCCAAAAAAGGUAAAUCCUGACUACUUUUGGAUGAACUUUGAUAUGGCCCAUAUCAUAUGGGAGGGUGUAAUAAAAGGAAAAAUGCGACGUUUUUACCCCCCGGUCUUAUUAAGGACCUUCUGGUUCCAGAAAAAGAAAAAAAUGUCUCGCGAUGGAUCAGAUUUUUCGGGUAAGGCGCUUCGAAAGCUUGAAAUACUGUACCUAGGAUCGGCAGAGUGACCACUAGAGGGGCCCUUUCAGGGUCUCUUAUUGGUCCGCCUCGAGGAACUAUAAAGCAAACUGAAGCUUGCAAGAAAAACCACUUUGAAAUUUUCACUUAGUGGCCACUCUAGGGGAACAUUCCAGCAGAAAUCCGAACGAAAACAUUUUGAAAAUCCCUAUAGGGAUGCCUCAAGCUUCAGGGGCUAAAGAGUCAAACCUAAACUCCUAUAGGGGCCACUUUAGCCCUCUAGGGACCGGUAUUUUGAUCACUAUAGGGAAUUUUUUUCCCAUUACUUCUCUAGUGGCCACUCUGACGUUCCUGAGUAAUGCUAUUUUACUUCUCUUAAGUGGCCACUUGACGCCUUUGAAGGGAUUUUUUGAGUGAGAGGAGCAUUUUUUUGAUACAUGGCUCUUGAAAAAAUAUUUUUAACAUGGAUUCAGGUGCGACAAACGAGGUCCCGACACGAAAUAUAAAACGAUUCCCAGCUCAUUAUCCCUUCGAUACGGAGCCCAACAAUGUAGGCUUCAAAAAUGGUCUUGAAGGGGUUUUUAUUGAUUUUUUUCAGUAUGGACAUGUCCCGGACGAUAGCUUCUAUUCACAGCAGCCUUUGGGAUCCUAUCCGCAGCAACAGGUGGUUUUUUUUUAUCCCGGGUAGACCCGAUCGGUUAAAAAAUGGCUUUUUUGACAAUUUGCGGGCCACAUCGCCCUAGGGUGUCCCACUCUCAGCAACAGCUUUGAUUCAACUUCAUUCAUUCCAACUUGAAACCUCCUGGUCGCACUUGGAAUGGCUUAAAGCCUAAGUUUACACUUUCCGAUGCCUUGCGCCGUGGCCUAGUUUUCCAAACCGACCAGAGUGUCGGGCAUUCUGGAAAAGUCGGUCGGUUUGGAAAACUAGGCCACGCCGCAAAUGCGCUCCAUAGAACUAUUCAAAUUUUUAACCAUUUAUUUAUUUAUUUUACAGUCCGCUAGGUUGAAAAAUCGAGAAAAAUGGCUUUUUGCACAAUUUGACCGCUUCGCGGGCUGUAGUGCCCUAGAGUGUCCCAUUCUCACCAACCGCUUUGAUUCAACUCCAUCCAACCUGACUUGAAACCUCCUGGUCGCACUUGGAAUGGCUCAAAGCUUAACUUUACACUUUCCGAUGCGCCGUGGCCUAGUUUUCCAAACCAACAGGCUAUUCCAGAGUGUCGGGCAUGCUCGCUUUAAAGUCUGAAUAGUUCCAUGGAGCGCAUUUGCUGCGUGACCUAGUUUUCCAAACCGACCGACUUUUUCAGAGAGUUGGGCAUGCUCGCUUUAAAAUUCGAAUAGUUCCAUGGAGCAAAGUUGCUGCGUGGCCUAGUUUUCCAAACCGACCAGAGUGUCAAGCAUGCUGGAAAAUUCGCUCGGUUUGGAAAACUAGGCCAUGCCGCAAAAUGUGCUCCAUGGAACUAUUCGAAUUUAUUUUUUUAAUCAAUCUCAAGCUUUUUUAAAUCAAUCUCUAGCAACUUUUUUCAAAUUUUAACCCUGAUAAUUUAUCGAAUUUGAGUCGCCCUACGGUUCCAAUUCGCCACAGGAUCCUGACUACGACAGUUACGUGGGCGGUGGUCGACAAGUUUUCAGCCGACCCGCCUUACCGACCCAAAAUGUGAGGCUUUUCUCAGUAUUUUUUUAUUAUUAUAGUCUUUUUGUUAGUUUUUCCCAUGAGGAAGGUCGAUAAAAUCUUUUUUAGACACUAUCUGAUCCUUCAUGGUCGCAUUUGGAAUGGAUCUAGGUGUUGAUCAUUAAAAAGACGGAGUUAAAACUGACAUAAACAAUUUUUUGGUCGGUGGUUAUGAUGUCGCGGCUCAUUUCCUUGGUAAGAUUACUUGGUGGUCGCAUUUGGAAUGGCUGGGAAGCGGAUCAAGGAUCAAAAAUCGUCUGAGAUCCGGCUCGGGAUGUAGAUCAUGAACCAAAAAGGGUCUUCGAUCAAAAAAAAAGGCUUUUGAAAAAACUUUUACUGAAAGAUAGAUGAAGAAAAAAUAAGUUUCCAGAACAAUUUUGGAUACGGGAACACCCGCGGCUACACUCCUUAUAAUUCGUCGCCCCUCGGAUAUUCUUACGCAGGUUUUGAAGAAAGUCUACAUGCAGAAAUGGAUUCUUUCAGGUUAUAUCCAUAGACAGGCAAGACGGUACCCGAUCAUGAUGUACACCUUAGUUCAAUGUGUACCUUGUCAGAGGGCGAAGCAUCUUUUGGCCGUCAGUUAUGGCGACGUCGCGGCCCAUUUCCUUGGUAGGUUCACUUGGUGGUCGCAUUUAGAAUGGCUUGAUUUCAAACAAUCUCAAUUUUGAAGUCCCAAGCUUCGAAAAAAAAAGGAAUUGAGCUUCUAAUGAAACACACUGAGAAAUUUAGGAGCCAAACUAAAACUAGUUUGGGCAUUUUUUCUAACUGUCAGUUAUGGUGACGACCUUGAUUAGCUCAUUUGAUGGUCGCAUUUGGAAUGGCUAGGUCCCAAAAAUAAUUUCGAAUUUGAAGUCCCAAGCUUCGAAAAGACAGAAGUUAAGCUUCUAAUUAUUAAGCACCGGUAAAUUUAUUUUCCUCAUUCGUUGGUCGCAUUCGGAAUGGCUAGGCGCGUACAUUUCAAAAAUAACUUAAUUUUGAAGUCCCAAGCUUCAAUAAGGCAUAAAAUGUACUUCCGAUCAAUAAUGCCAAAGUUGAGUGUCACUGGAUGUUCGCAUUUGGAAUGGCUAGAUCCCAAAAAGAUUCCCAAUUUGAAGUCCCAAGCAUCAAUAAGACAGAGAAUUUCCUUCCAGUCAAUAAUUCCAAAGUUGAGUGUCGCUUGAUGGUCGCAUUUGGAAUGGCUAGGUUUAAAAAAUAUUGCGAAUUUGAAGUCCCAAGCUUCAAUAAGGCAAAAAAUGAGCUUCCGGUCAAUAAAGCGAAAGUUGAGCGUCGCUUGAUGGUCGCAUUUGGAAUGGCUCGAUUUCAAACAAUCUCAAUUUUGAAGUCCCAAGCUUCGAAAAAACAGAAAUUGAACUUCUAGUCAAGCACACUAGUGAAUUUAGGAGCCAAACUAAAUAAUUUGGGCAUUUUUCCAGCCGUCAGUUAUGACGAUGUCCUUGGUUAGCUUAUUUGAUGGUUGCAUUUGGAAUGGCUAGGUCCCAAAAAUAAUUUCGAAUUUGAAGUCCCAAGCUUCGAAAAGACAUAAAUUGGGCUUCCAAUCUUUUAGCACUUGUAAAUCUAUUUUUUUUUUGUUGGUCGCAUUCGGAAUGGCUAGACGCGGAGAUUUCAAAAAUAACUUAAUUUUGAAGUCCCAAGCUUCAAUAAGGCAUAAAAUGUACUUCCAGUCAAUAAUGCAAAAGUUGAGCGUCGCAUUUGGAAUGGCUCGAUUUCAAAAAUCUUUAAUUUUGAAGUCCCAAGCUUCAAUAAGGCAGAGAAUGACCUUCCAGUCAAUAAUACGAAAAUUGAGCGUCGCUUGUUGGUCGCAUUUGGAAUGGCUAGGUCCCAAAAAGAUUUCGAAUUCGAAGUCCCAAGCUUCGAAAAGACAUAAAUUGAGCUUCCAGUCAAUAAUACGAAAGUUGAGCGUCGCAUGAUAGCCGCAUUUGGAAUGGCUUUUUUCACCGAGAACCUCCGGAAGGAAUUGGAUAAUUUAGAACUUCGCGGAGACGAAGACUGGCAACGUCAAUUGCAAGUCGACCUCCAAAGAAUAACCCGACAAAUCACAUUUCCCUACAUUUUCAUCUGUGGCCAACAUAUUGGAGGUACAAAAAGACUCGAAAAAUCGAAUAAAAUCAAUUUUGAGGCUCCUCCGACCUGUUCAACCUCCACCAGAGCGGCCAACUCCGAACGAUGCUCAAUAAUUGCCGACCACGUAAAUCUUGAGAGAAUUUCUUUCUUUUUGUCACAUUUUUAUCUCAUAUUCUAUAUAUAUUUGUUAAUUAUUCCCAUAUUGAUCUUAUCGAGAGAUUCCCCCCGGUAAUAAAGACACACAAAUCACAUAGAGAAGGAUUUUUUGGAAAAAUUCAAGUUUUUGGAAAAGUUUGACGUGACCUCUAUGCUGUGUGUGUGUGUGUGUGUCUAUCUUUUUUCUAAUUUUUUUCUUUUUUCUUUCAUUUUCGUCGCUUGAAACUGUCUGACCUGUCUGCGCUCUCUUUUCUUCAACCAGCUAGGCUAGAGAACCGUGAAAAUAGCAGGUAGACUCGAGAGAGCGCAGAGAAAUCAGAUUUUUCAAAUUUUGGAGAUUGAAAUGAUCUUUUUUUCCUUCAUUCAUUCGCUAGACUGGAAACUUUCUGACCUGUCUGCGCUCUCUUUUCUCUCACCUGGCUUGAGAAAAUAGUAGGUUAAGACGAGAGAGCGCAGAGAAAUCAGACUUUUUCAAGUUGCGGCGGAUGAAAGGCUUUUUUUUCUUUCAUUUCAUCCGCUAGACUUGAAAUUGUCUAACCCGUCUGCGCUCUCUUUUCUCUCACCAGGCUUGAGAAAAUAGCAGGCAAACACGAGAGAGCCCAGAGAUAUCAGAUUUUUCAAGUUUCGGCGAAUGACAUGCCUUCUCGUUUUUCUGAAUUUUCACAAGCUUUUCUAAUUUUGGAAAAGUUAGAAGUGGUCCCUAGAGGGCUUCGGACCAUAAGUGACCUCUUAAGAAGCUGGAUGCGGAUUUUUUUCAUUGUGUGUGUGUUUCUUUCUUUUCUUUUCUUUUCAUUCCCACUCUUUGAGAAGUUCUAAGUGGUCCCUAGAGGGCUCUGGGCUUUCAGUGACCCCUUAAGAGGUUGGAAACUCUUCUCUUUCAUGACUCGAACCAAAAACCAUAGAAAAACUUUUUCAAAAUGCUCUUUUGUAAAAUGGAAGGCUUUUCGUAUGAAGACCUUUUCGAAAACUGAUCUAUGCGCCUUUAAAUUUUCCAAAAAGGAAGAAUUUUUCGGACGACUAAGAUUUCUUUAAAAAUAUCUUUUUAUAGGGAUUACUUUUGGGAUUUUUCCGAGUCAUUUUCAUAAGAAAUAACAGAAAUUCACACUAGGUUUUUUUCAGCAAAGAUUUUUAAAAUUCGUUUUUUUAAGUUGAUGAUUUUCGAUGAAUUUUGAAGAUUUAGAGUUUUUUUAAUCACUUUUUAAAAAGUUAGGACUUUAAUUCCGAGUUUUUUUGUAUUUUUCUAAACUUUAGUACUUUUUUUCAUAGUAUUUCCACUGUAUUUAGAAAACAAAUUGAUCACAAAAUUGUGAAAAUAUCAAAGAAAAAUUCGUCCAAUAAUUAUUUUUCAAUGGCCAAAAAGUCCGUUUUUUUCCAGGUUUUCGAAAUUCCUAUAGUUUUUUUAAUGAUCUAAAAAAACAUCGAAACUUGGGUCUAAAUUGCUCAAAUUCUUAAAUUUCAACUUUAGAACAAAAAUUUUUCUCAAAUUUAAUAAAAAAAGGUCGAAAAAAACACGCCGGUUAAAACUGAUCAGUAGAUCAAAAAAAAGUUUUUCCUUUUCCUUAUUAUUCCUGAUUUUCUCUGUUUCUAAUUUUCUUUAUGUUGAUUCAUUUUUCGUACUUUUAGUUCAAUUACGGUAUCAUGGGUUAUAUUCAGUCUAAAAUCCUCUCCGCGGUGUUUAAAGGUGCAUAGGCGGAUUUUAAAGAGGUCUCGAGGCGAAAAGUGAUUUUGUGGUUCUUUAAGUUAAAAAUCCUCUCCGCGGUGUUUAAAGGAGCAUAAGCAACUUUUAAAAAAGGUCCCGAGGCGAAAAGUGAUUUUUCGUGAUUUAUGUCAUUUCAUCAGUUUAUAAGUCACUUUUUCAUGUUUUUUUUCGAUUUUUCGAACACCUCAGAAAGGAUUUUUUAACAGUUUAAAAUUUAGAUUAAACGUCAAAAUGAUUAAAUUCAGUGCCAAAGCUUCAGGAAAUGUUCAAUUUUUCCUUAAAAAGUUUAAAUUUUUUUCAAGCUUUUUUUAAAAAAAUUUUUUUAGAAAUAACUUCAUUAAAAAAACUAUCGUAAAGUUAGAAAAAAACUCACUUUUUUUGGAUUUUUCUGCUCAUUUUUUUCGCUUUUUUUCUCAAAAAAAUCUCAUGUUUUUAUUUGAAUGAUUUGAGCUGAAAGUAGACGUGAAAAGUUGAUUUGAAAUAAGUUUUUGGCUCACGACAAUUUUUUUUUCAAAUUGAAAGUUUUGAAUUUUUAUUUUCGCCUUAACCUUCUCCAAGUAUCACUAUUUUUUUCUUGAAAGAGGAUUCUUAUUGAAAAAUGAAUUCACCUGUACCUUAUCCUCAACACCAAUUUUCUUACAAGAAGAUAAUUAUGAAGCCUUUUUUUUCCUAGACCUUAUUUUUCCUCACAAGGAGAUUUUUCGGAGCUCAAUUUACCUGUACUUUCUUCAUAAUUGAUAUUAUUUUCAUUCAGAGGAAAAUUUUCGGAGCUUCUAACAUAGGAAAAGUCGGGAAGGGUCGAAAAAGGCUCCGAAAAGGUUCCGAAGAAUCCUUUUUGCUGCCUUUUUGCGCCAUUUUAUCAGCUAUUUUGCACCAUUUUUGCUGCCUCUCCCUUUUUCAACCAUUUCUAGAGCCUUUUCUGAAUCCCAGUAAAAAUGAAAGGCUUGAUAAAGGGACUUACUUUGCUGCCAUUUUGCUGCUUUUUGCAGCCUUUCUGCAGCCCUUUUUGCAGCCUUUUUGCAGCCUGUUUGCUGCCUUUCUGCAGCCCUUUUGCAGCCUUUUUGCAGCCUUUUUGCUGCCAUUUUGCUGCCAUUUUUCAGCCUUUUUGCAGCCUUUCUGCGGCCUUUUUUGAGCCUUUUUCUUUUAGCGGCUAUAAUCCACCUCUCCGACUUUGCCCGAGUUCAUCCUGUACCUCAUAAUUCAAAUUAUUUUCCGAUUUUUCAGAGGUUCUUUUUUCCUGUACCUCUUCAUUAACACUAUUUUUUCUUACAAAACACUUUUUUUUGAAUACUUUAGAAAAAAUUCAGAUCCAACACCAGCUCCCACUCCAGAAGACCUUCAAAAUGUUGAUAAACCGGCCAAUUAUCAGCAUCCUUAUCAGCCUGUGCCGAAUACUGUAAGAUAAAUAAACAUGUAAAAGUAUAAACGAAUCAUUUUCAGUACGGUCCGGUGGAAAAUCCGGGUUUCUACGGCCAACACAUGAUGGGUCCUUAUCAACAUCAACAAAUGGUUAAUUUUUUUGGCAUUUUUUCAAAAUUUACAUGUACCCAGAGGUUAAAAAAAGUGAUUUUAUAAGCAAAGUUCGAAAAAUCAAGCUUUUCCAGUUUGAAAACGAAAAUUCGAGCGAGAAUUAGGGACCAAAAUACCAAAAACGGUUUUCAGGAAUUUAAAAAGUUUUGCAGAUCAAUUACGGGUAUGGAAAUGGAUACCAUCACGGUUACACCCCAUAUAAUCCACCAUCCCUUGGAUUUUCCUACACCGGUAAAAGUUACCUGUUUUUCAUCUGAAAAUACUCAUAUUGGAACCUUUGAGCGGACCGUGAGGCUUGUACAAGAGUUUGGUUCGAUUUUUCAAAAUUAAAAGUUAAGAAAAAUUCUCUCAAAAGUCAUGCGCUUCUCUUACUAGGGAACUACUCGGACCCGGGUAAGAGUACUUGAAAACAAGAGAGAUUAUCUGCUAUAGUCUGUUCAUAUUUUUAUUGUCAAGCGCAAUGACGUCAUUCAAAAACACUCUGUAGAUGGCUCGCUCUCUGAUUGGUUUAUCGCGCUAUUAGGGGCGGAGCUUGAGCGACGACUUGACAUUCAAAAUCUGAACAGACUAUACAGAUGACGAUGGCCCUUUAAUAAGGUUGAAUUUUUGACUUCUUUCUCUAUCUUUUAAAUCAAAAAAGAUCAAAAUUAGUCCCGCGCAAUAAAAUAUCGACGCGAAAAGGUACCGUCUCAGCAGGGGCGGAGUUAGCUGGUUGACAUUCAAAAUCUGAACAGACUAUAAGCCCCAUAGGCUUCUGAGAAAAAGCUUCUUGAAAAUGAACAGUUUAGGCUUGAAAAUUAUCAAGUUUUUGUUUUCCUCCUUAUUUUGGCUGGAAAAGAAGUUUUUUAGAGUGUAUCAUACCCAAGGCGAUUGUAUUAUAAUAUAAAAAUAAGGGAAAAAAAGAAGUAUGUCUGAACUGUUCAUUUUCAAAAAGCUUUUUUUCUCAGAUGCCUAUGAGGUUUAGCAGAUAAUCUCCCUUGUUUCCAAGUGCUCUGACUUAGGUCUAUAAACCACUAAAGUUUCAACUGAAACCCGUACCCGAGUCCGAGUAGUUCCCUAGUUAGAGAAUAAUUAAAUAGGUAUAAUCUGUUCUAAAUUUUAACAAAAAAACGUCGCUCAAGCUCCCCCUAACGGCGCGAUAAACCAAUCAGAGAGCGAGGCAUCCAUUCACAAGGCGUUUUCGAAUGACGUCACUCAACUCGAAAUUCAAAAUAAUUGAGAAAAGGCUUAUUCAGGCACGUUUUUUGGCCCCCGGUUGAACUUUUGAUGAAAUUUUGUUAUUGCAUUCUGAUUGCAGAACAAAAAAAAAAUUUAAAACGUCCUCAAGUUUAUGAAGAAAAAUUGGAAGGCUGUAGGUGAAUUGCUGUUUUUAAAGUUGAUAACACAAACUCUAUUACUAUUUUUGUGGUGGUUCACCUCGAAAAAAAUAAACUUUUUCAGGUUACAUCCAAAAACAGGCCCGCCGGUACCCCUUCAUGAUGUACACCUUGGUCCAAUGUGCCCCUUGUCAACAGGCCAAACAUCUUUUAGCCUCCAGUUAUAGCAGUAUCGCGGCUCAUUUUCUUGGUGAGUUUGACAAGGAGAGAUCAACGGCGACCUGAAGAGACGCCAGAGAAAUGGAUAUUCUCUCGCUGACUGACGUCUCUUCAGAUCGUUCCUGAUUCUUUCGAAUCGAGAAGUUGAGGCACUCUCUUUUUCUGACGUCUCUUCAGGAGGCAGUGAUCUAUCGCUUCCGUGUUGGCAAAGAUAAAUUUUUCAUUUUAUUAUUUUAACUGAAAGAAUUGUUACUAAUAAAUGUAUAUAAUCGUUCAAAAAACCUGCGUUCGACCGCUUUCUGUGUGAUGAACGCCGCUAAUUUCAUUCUCUAAGUUCAAAGAGCAUUUUCGCGUAAUGAACAACUUUUCCAAGCACAGAUGCUGUGGAGAAAAAUGGUGAUAUGAAAAAAACACCAGCAAAAAUUCAAACGGCGACUUUUCCGAUUUUUUCAUAUCGCUGGGGAACUUUCCGACGGCCACCUUUCCGACUUAGUCGGAAAGUUCCCUAGCGAUAUGAAAAAAAAAACGGGAAAGUCGCCGUUUGAAUUUUCGCUGGUCUUUUUUUCAUACCACCAGAAAACUUUAAGUAAGCCCAUAAUCUAAAUUUUGAAAAAACAAAAACUCGAUUAUUAACGAUAUUUUUGAAUUAUGGCUUUCGGCACUCACUACUAUUUUUUUGGCGAAGACGAAUUUUUUUAUUUUAUUGUUUUAAAAUUACCGUUACUUGAAUCAAAAAUCAUUAUUUAAAAAAAGAAAGAGUGCGUUCGACCUGAAAAACACAUGAAAAAAAGCAAAAAAAUUACAAAAUUUUUCUAGUUCCAUUCACGUUUUUGUACGAUAUUCCGCGAGAACGCAUCAAAAAAGCGUGAAAUAUUUUUUAAACGAAAGAGGAAGCUUUUUUGUACAUUUGUGUCAAAUUUUACUAGCCAGUUCCACAUAUUUUGCAACUACAACAAAAUAAAGGUUGAAAACCAAAAAAAAGCCACUUUUUCCGUCGCGAAAAGGGGCGUGGCUUUGCGGUGCCUACACAUAUCAUCUACUAUAAAGAUUUAUUUAACUUCUUUUUAUCGAGUUUUUGAAACUUCAAAAUUUGAUAAUUUCAGAACUCCGCGGAGAUGAAGCCUGGCAACGACAGAUGCUAGUGGACCUUCCAGGGAUCACCCGACAGAGCACGUUUCCCUACGUUUUCGUCUGUGGCCAGUUUAUUGGAGGUUGAACGAUUGAAAAAUUAAAAAAAGUUGAGAAAAAUUGAUAAAUUCAGGCUCCUCCGCCCUGUUUACUCUGCACCAGAGCGGCAAGCUCCGGACGAUGCUGACGACUUGUCGCCCGCGGGAGUCCUCCCAGAAAGAGAAAACUACGUAA